UUUUGUUUGGCGUUUUUUUAAAAGUGUACUGUUCGUUGCAGUAAUUGUUGUUUUCGGAUAAAAUUUAAAGGUUUCUUUAUCACAUGGAAAAAUAACGAUGAUGAAAUUCAUUACUUACUUUCUUGCUCAAAUUGGUCCUAAUUCAGAAUAUACUUGGACUCGUCUAAUCUAUAGUGCACUUAAAGCCCCUACAUAUCACUUAUACUUUGAGUUACUUUUAAUCAUUGGUAUUGUUUGGCUGUUGUUUAAACGCAGUUAUCGUAUCAAUGAUGUAAUUAAUUUGAGUGUAGAGGAAAAAAAUCAACUAAUUAAUGAAUGGAAACCUGAUAGUUUGGUUCCAAAGGAUUGGGAACCACCAAAAUAUCUCUUGAAACAGUUUCAUAGAUGCGCAUACGGUCGACUUGGCAAGUAUGUGAAUUUCAACCCAACAGGAGGAGAAAAUGAGAGUAAUGAAAAGAUGAACAACAGAGGACAUUUAAAUUUUGCAACACUGAAUUUCUUGAAUUUCAUUGAAGAUCAAGAUUUAUCUACUGCUGCUGUUGAACAGAUGAAAAAGUAUGGUGUUGGAUCUUGUGGACCCAGAGGAUUUUAUGGCACUUUUGAUGUUCAUUUAGAGCUUGAAGAAAUAUUGGCUAAAUAUCUUGGCGUAGAAAAAGCUGUCAUUUAUUCUUAUGGAGCUGCUACAUUUUCCAGUGCUAUUCCAUCGUAUUCCAAACGAACUGAUGUCAUAUUUGCUGAUGAAGGUAUCAGCCCUGCCGCAUAUCAAGGAUUAGUGGCAUCAAGAAGUCAUGUUCGAUUUUUUCGUCAUAAUGAUAUGGAACAUUUGGAACAGCUACUCAUGGCACAGGCAAAAAAAGAUAAAGAAGAUCCUAAGCGUGCUAUGCUAACACGUCGAUUUUUUGUUGUUGAUGGUUUAUAUCUUAAUUAUGGUGAUAUUUGUCCUCUACCAGAUCUAAUCGCUUUAAAGUAUAAGUAUAAAGUGCGUAUAUUAUUAGAUGAAACAGUAUCUUUUGGAGUACUUGGCAAAACAGGUAGAGGUGUAACAGAAUAUUUCGGUGUUGAUGUUGAAGAUAUUGAUUUGAUUUCAGGUUCGUUAGAAACUGCCUUAGGGGUAUGUGGUGGAUUCUGUGCUGGAUCUCAGUUUGUUGUUGGUCAUCAAGAACUCUCUGGACAAGGAUAUUGUUUUUCAGCUUCUCUACCACCAAUGUUGGCUUCAGCUGCAAUCACAGCAGUUUUUAAACUACAAUCUGAAUUUGAGAAUGGUAGACGUAACAGGCGUUUAUUGGAGUUAGCCAGGCUAGCGGACAAUAUUUUCCAUUCUGAUAAAAAGCUGACCAAUACAUGGAAGUUAUAUGGACAUCCGGAUAGCCCAUUGAAACACUUGAGAUUAAGAGAGAAUAACACCCUCCUUAAACUUGAGGCUAUUGUUCAAGCCGCUUUUGAUUGGACUGGUGAGUGCAAUUCGGAAGCGCCUCCAGUGCUUCUCACAGUAGCAAGAUACACAUACAACACUAACUAUAGUAAUCCACCACCGAGUAUUCGUAUUGCAUUGAAUUGUGAUCUAACUGAUGAUGAAGUACAUCAUCUGUUUUCUGUUCUCUCGUCGAUUGUUACUGCAUAAAGCAAUGUGGCCUUCAUGUGACCGACACAUAUUGACCUACAACAACUGGCUGUGAAUUUUCUUAAUGUGAUAUGAUAUACAACUACAAUUAAAUAAAACAUACGCUUUUUUUAUAAAAAUGAAACACACUCAUAGCUAACUUCUUUGUAGUAAUAAAUGCGUAUAUAUUUAACACUGUCUUUUUCCUUUAUGUGUACUUGGCAUGGUGGAUUCACUCAACCGGGUUUUAUAUUGCUGUUUUCGUUCAUUUCUUUAAAAAAAAAUUU
Messenger RNA from Trichobilharzia regenti, 1887 nucleotides. Lineage: Eukaryota; Metazoa; Platyhelminthes; Trematoda; Strigeidida; Schistosomatidae. The record is from the annotation of a GenBank genome assembly.